AGCUACUGUCAGGGGCGGACUGACCAUUUGGAAACGGAUCGGGCACUGCCCGAGGGCCCGGGGUCAGUAGGGGGCCCCAUGAGAUGCCCCUGGUAUCUUUUUCAUAGGCUUUUUGAGUUUGGGAAGGACACAGGGGCCCCAUGAUCCCCUAUUUCCCGGGGCACGAUGAGUUGUCAGUCCGCCGCUUGGCUACUUGAGUGCUCAUUCAUGUCCUACAGUGCCCAUCAGUGCUUAUCAGUGUCCAUCAGCGAGUGCUUACCAGUGCCCAU
This is a messenger RNA of Staurois parvus, 269 nucleotides long. The record is from the annotation of a GenBank genome assembly. NCBI's taxonomy places the organism in Eukaryota, Metazoa, Chordata, Amphibia, Anura, Ranidae.